Messenger RNA from Daucus carota subsp. sativus, 8513 nucleotides. RefSeq lists its product as uncharacterized. NCBI's taxonomy places the organism in Eukaryota, Viridiplantae, Streptophyta, Magnoliopsida, Apiales, Apiaceae. The coding region runs from base 6102 to 8363 and encodes 753 amino acids. The transcript has 2 exons. The record is from RefSeq and is a predicted model, not a curated record.
AUUCAAAAAAAAAGAUUUAUAAAAUACAAAAUAAAUAUUAAAAAAAUCUGAAAAAAUCCGAAAAAAAUAACUAAGAAACUAGAUUUUUCAAGCUUCGAUUCGGUUAUUCAAACGUCGAAAACGGAUAAGCGGAACUCCAAAAAAGGGGGGUGUGGCUCCUCGAACACAUUUGUUCAAACUGCUGGAAAUGAGGAAAAAGCUCAAAUGUCAUAUAUAGGGAGGGGGUUGUCGCCCCUCCCUGGGCAGUGGGGUUGGGCGCUCGGUAGCGCGCGCGGGGCGCUCGUUGGGCGCUCGAUGGGGCGCUCUUCGGGCGCUCUUCGGGCGCUUCUCGGGCGCUUUGGGCUAUCAUCCUGGAACUAUGCGGGCAUUCUAUGCUUGGCCAGUCCUGAGUUGGUGGCAUAAGGUUAUAACCCAAAAACUGCUCUCCUGGAGGCGGGCUGUCGACUCUGGAGUCCUUAGAUGACACCAGUGCUCGGCGCCGUCUUGGUAGCUUUGAGUCUUUGAUCUCAUUGCUUGGGGAAAAUUGACAGCGUUGGUGAGGAUCCAGGUCACUUCACCAACGGGACCCUAGGGAACGGAUUAGAAGGGAGGGGUUCUCCACCCUCCCUGUGGGCAGACGGUAUUCGGGCGCCUCGGGCUCUCUUCGGGAUCCUGGUUGAGCACUCCACUUGGAUGCUUGGCCAGUCUUGAAGGGGGCAUGUUCCAACUAAAAACUGCCCUCCCCCAUGGCUGAGGAGCCCUUGGGCUCUUUUGCUUGUGGGGAACAACGUUGGUGUGAUUAGGAUCAGACGCACCAACGGUGACCUGGUAGGAGUGAUCCGUUUGUUGGAGGGGUCGGGCUCCCCCCUCCAAAAACAACGUUGGUGUAAAAUUGGCCAUAGCACCAACGGAGACCGUCCCGGAGCGGCCAAGCGGGAGGGGAAACUUCCCCCCUCCCGCUGGGAAGAUUUUUAAGGGACCAGAUGGUUGUGUUCCCAAAGACAUUCAUGUGGGGUGCUUGGCGUAGACUUGAUGGUAUUUUGCGCAAAGACACUCCUAUGGGGUGCUCGGCCUAGACCUGAUGGUUCGUGCUAGGACAUUCUGCGGGGUGCUCGGAAUAGACCUGAAGAGAACUUGAAAUCUUCCCUCCCCCCUGGCGGGGCUGCCAACUCUGGUGUCCUCGGAUGAUGCCGGUGCUUGGCGCUGCUAGGGUCGCUGAGGAGUCCUCGGGCUCUUUGGCGUUUGGGAAAAACGUUGGCGUGAAUAGGGUCAGACACGUCGACGUUGACCGUGAAGGAGAAGUGAUCCAUUCGUAUGGAGGGGACCCCGGCUCCCCCCUCCCGAAAACAACGUUGGUGUAAAUGGCCAUAGCACCAACGGAGACCGUCCCGGAGCGGCCAAGUGGGAGGGGAAACUUCCCCCCUCCCGCUGGGAAGAUUUUUAAGAGACCUGAUGGUUGUGUUCCCAAAGAUAUUCAUGUGGGGUGCCUGGCGUAGACUUGAUGGUAUUUUGCCCAAAGACACUCCUAUGGGGUGCUCGGCCUAGACCUGAUGGUUCGUGCUUGGACAUUCUGCGGGGUGCUUGGAAUAGACCUGAUGAGAACUUGAAAUCUUCCCUCCCCCCUGGCGGGGCUGCCAACUCUGGUGUCCUCGGAUGACGCCGGUGCUUGGCGCUGCUAGGGUCGCUGAGGAGUCCUCGGGCUCUUUGGCGUUUGGGAAAAACGUUGGCGUGAAUAGGGUCAGACACGUCGACGUUGACCGUGAAGGAGAAGUGAUCCAUUCGUAUGGAGGGGACCCCGGCUCCCCCCUCCCGAAAACAACUUGGUGUAAAUGGCCAUAGCACCAACGGAGACCGUCCCGGAGUGGCCAAAUUCGCGCAUAGCGGUUCACGUUGCUUACACUACUGUGGGUUGAUUUCUUUUAGACCUUUGGGUUUUGAAGGGUUCAGCCUAAUGUAUGUGGGUUUCGUGUUGUACGUGGAGCGCAUGGGUUGUGAUUUGUAUUUCCCGGUUGGUUGGAUCCCUGUCUCGGCAGCGACAAUCGCUUGGUCUUACAUGUUCAUUAAGUCAGAGAGUUGUGAAAGAUGCCCUCAGAUGAGAUUGGUGCCCUGCGUAAUAUACCUAUCGUGAUGGAAUUUCGAUGUCCCAUAGUCCCUAAUUCGUCUUGUGCAUUUUAUUUUGUGCAAGACUGACAAUGAAUCUAACAUGGUCUUCCGCCCUUUCAUUUCCUUUUGGUCUUGUAAGUGUCGGGAGUCCAUGUGUUGAGGGAAAUCUUGAAUGCGGAACUGGUAAUCGAUUAUGGACUUGGUCCAUACUUUUCCGAGAUAUAUGUCCCCUACGGAAGUCCGUUGCGCUUUGUGUUGAGUAAUGGGUGCUAAUGUAUCUUUUGCUCAUGCUUUGCCUUCGGCCUGAAGGAAUGCUACCUGGUUGAUCCUGCCAGUAGUCAUAUGCUUGUCUCAAAGAUUAAGCCAUGCAUGUGUAAGUAUGAACUAAUUCAGACUGUGAAACUGCGAAUGGCUCAUUAAAUCAGUUAUAGUUUGUUUGAUGGUAUUUGCUACUCGGAUAACCGUAGUAAUUCUAGAGCUAAUACGUGCAACAAACCCCGACUUCUGGAAGGGAUGCAUUUAUUAGAUAAAAGGUCGACGCGGGCUCUGCCCGUCGCUUCGAUGAUUCAUGAUAACUCGACGGAUCGCACGGCCUUUGUGCCGGCGACACAUCAUUCAAAUUUCUGCCCUAUCAACUUUCGAUGGUAGGAUAGUGGCCUACUGUAAGACCCUUAUGUUGCUAAGACGGAUUUUAGCAAGGGGACGUUAAGUCACCCCGAGUCGACCCUGUGGAUUGGCGUUGGGCUGGGCGCCAGGGUCAAAGCUUAAGGUAGCUGGGUUUAUAUUGGGGCAAGGUAGCAGAUGGACAUGUCGCCUUGUGUAGCCUUGGAUUGGCUUGGAAGACCCUUGAGUGGUUUUGUGGGAUUUGGACUUGGAGCGUUGGGGCGACUCCAAGGGCGGUCGCUGAGCUGGGCAGCGACCAGGCGCAGGUAGAGCGCAGGUAGGGCGCUACUGGGCGACGGCGCCUGAAGGGUGGCAUUAACCCGGGCUGAUGGAUGCUUGGGGUAAAUUGUUGGAAGCUAAGUGCUAGAGAGUUGGAGUCUUGGGCUUAGUAAAUUGGGCAGGUUGCUCAGGCCAAGUGAGGGAGGCACUUGGGCCAAAAUGGAGUUGCGUACAUAGGCGCUUGGGCUGCGUCCUAUGGGCGCCUGGACACUCUUGAGAAGUGUUUUGGUGGGCUAAUCAUAUGGACUUGAAGGCCCAAAUUGGUGGGUAAUGUGGGCUGGGUUAUGUGGCUAAAAAGAGGGCUGAGUGGGGCAAAGGAAACUGCCAGGAACUGCUUGGAACUGCUUGGAACUGCUAGUAACUGCCACAACUGCUACAUGGGCGCUGGAGCCUUGGGGCGCGCGGGAAACGCCUUGGGGGCGCCUGGAGUAUAUAUAAUAUUUAGAUAGGCAUUCUAAAUAUUAUGCACAGGGGGUGUAUCAUUAUGCACAAUAGGUGUAUGAGUAGAAUUACAAGUUCUAAUGGAUCUGCACUUGUAAUAUCUAGUAUGCUAGGCAGUGGGAGUCUGUAAGUAUACACUUUGUAUUUAUAUGCUAGGCAGUUGGAAGUCUGUAAGCAUAUGUUGAGUUUGUAAUCCUUUCAUUGUUGGGGCAAUAAAGGUUGGGCUUGUUUGGCCUGUAUAUUGUUGUGUGUUUACAUUUGCAUGGUAAUCAAACACACUUACACACACUUGGGUUGUGUGGGGGAAAGGCUGACUGUUCUUGGGCAGGGCGCAGCGUGGGCGCAACAGGGGCGCAGCAGGGCGCUGGCGGGCGCUGGGUCAAGGGCAGGCCGCGCAGGGGCGAAAAAUUCAAGGGUGAGAACUUACCCCUGUGACAAAUGGUAUCAGAGCGAGGUUGGAAGUUUUUGGGAUGGUUUUCGCUGGAUAAGUUCAUUAAGAUCAUGGGGACUCCGUGGGACAGUAGCGUCUAUGGUGAUGUUACUCGGUUUGAGAAGUUGAGUGUGUGGACUCUAACUUGACGCCGUUGGUGAUGGAAUACCAAGUCGUGAAGGAUGACCGUGAUGAGAUGGAAAAAGCCAUGCGGAAUCAGAUGGGAAAUCAGAUGGAAUUGAUUUUCCUGAGACGGGAUGGUGUUAAAGUCCCGUUGGGUGGUGGCAACCCUAAAUUUGAAAGGGUUUGGUGCAUGGUGCACAAUUGGGUAAUGCUCCGGGUAGGAGGGGCGCUUUCAAAGUUUAAUUGAAGGCAAUUGAGUGGGAAUUUGUUGGAUACACAAAAGGCAGCGUUGUAAGGGCAUGAUCGUUGGAUAGAAGGCAAUGGUGGGCGUAGAUAUCGGCGAUUGGUGCAAAGGCAGCGGGCAAGGGUAUCUACAUUGUCCUUGGGAUAGGACGUGAAUCUCUUAGAGUGGGUAACCGAGAGAUUUGUGGGUGAGUACUUCAUGUGUUGGGCAGCAAUGUUAAGUCUCUAAUGGAAGUGAGGCAGAUUGAUUGGUUGUUGGCAAGGUGAAGGAAGAAGUUUCACGAGGUUCAUAUGUUUGGCAACCUCAAGUCAAUGAGGGCAUUGACUCAAGUGGUGUGGGAGGGUUUGUAAGACCCUUAUGUUGCUAAGACGGAUUUUAGCAAGGGGACGUUAAGUCACCCCGAGUCGACCCUGUGGAUUGGCGUUGGGCUGGGCGCCAGGGUCAAAGCUUAAGGUAGCUGGGUUUAUAUUGGGGCAAGGUAGCAGAUGGACAUGUCGCCUUGUGUAGCCUUGGAUUGGCUUGGAAGACCCUUGAGUGGUUUUGUGGGAUUUGGACUUGGAGCGUUGGGGCGACUCCAAGGGCGGUCGCUGAGCUGGGCAGCGACCAGGCGCAGGUAGAGCGCAGGUAGGGCGCUACUGGGCGACGGCGCCUGAAGGGUGGCAUUAACCCGGGCUGAUGGAUGCUUGGGGUAAAUUGUUGGAAGCUAAGUGCUAGAGAGUUGGAGUCUUGGGCUUAGUAAAUUGGGCAGGUUGCUCAGGCCAAGUGAGGGAGGCACUUGGGCCAAAAUGGAGUUGCGUACAUAGGCGCUUGGGCUGCGUCCUAUGGGCGCCUGGACACUCUUGAGAAGUGUUUUGGUGGGCUAAUCAUAUGGACUUGAAGGCCCAAAUUGGUGGGUAAUGUGGGCUGGGUUAUGUGGCUAAAAAGAGGGCUGAGUGGGGCAAAGGAAACUGCCAGGAACUGCUUGGAACUGCUUGGAACUGCUAGUAACUGCCACAACUGCUACAUGGGCGCUGGAGCCUUGGGGCGCGCGGGAAACGCCUUGGGGGCGCCUGGAGUAUAUAUAAUAUUUAGAUAGGCAUUCUAAAUAUUAUGCACAGGGGGUGUAUCAUUAUGCACAAUAGGUGUAUGAGUAGAAUUACAAGUUCUAAUGGAUCUGCACUUGUAAUAUCUAGUAUGCUAGGCAGUGGGAGUCUGUAAGUAUACACUUUGUAUUUAUAUGCUAGGCAGUUGGAAGUCUGUAAGCAUAUGUUGAGUUUGUAAUCCUUUCAUUGUUGGGGCAAUAAAGGUUGGGCUUGUUUGGCCUGUAUAUUGUUGUGUGUUUACAUUUGCAUGGUAAUCAAACACACUUACACACACUUGGGUUGUGUGGGGGAAAGGCUGACUGUUCUUGGGCAGGGCGCAGCGUGGGCGCAACAGGGGCGCAGCAGGGCGCUGGCGGGCGCUGGGUCAAGGGCAGGCCGCGCAGGGGCGAAAAAUUCAAGGGUGAGAACUUACCCCUGUGACACCUACUACGGUGGUGACGGGUGACGGAGAAUUAGGGUUCGAUUCCGGAGAGGGAGCCUGAGAAACGGCUACCACAUCCAAGGAAGGCAGCAGGCGCGCAAAUUACCCAAUCCUGACACGGGGAGGUAGUGACAAUAAAUAACAAUACCGGGCUCUUUGAGUCUGGUAAUUGGAAUGAGUACAAUCUAAAUCCCUUAACGAGGAUCCAUUGGAGGGCAAGUCUGGUGCCCGUCCGGCGCCCGGACGGCGCGCGUUGGUUCUCACCUCCUGUCUCAUCUUGUCCCCCUUCACCUGCUCUUCUUCCCCAUCUGUGUUUCCUUUCCGAUCUGUUACUUUAUGGACGAUUUCCCCCCCCUUCCGCCUCCUGGGCUUGUUGCUCCAGUGGUGCCUGAGAAUGCUCCUAUGGUGCUCGAUGAUAUGCCUGAGGUGGCUUCGCCGCCUUUAAACAUUGUGCCUCUUGCCUCUAGUGAUGAAAAUGUUCCUUUAAUGGCUGUGGAUGAUGUCCAGGACCAUUCUUCCUUUGAUUUAUAUGCUCAAAUGCCAGCUGAUGUUCUAUUGGGUAAUACUGUUGAAGCUGCGAGCUCUAGUGACUCUGUUGCUCAGGUCACUCAGGGUGUGCGCAGUGUAUCUCCGGUGGAAGCGCGUGGGGCGCCUGCGCCUGGUAGCGCUCGAGAUAUGCGCGAGGCUGCGCGUACGGUGUCUGCGCCUGAAAAUGCUCGGUGUGCGCGCGAGGUUGUCACUGUGGCUGAUUUGCAAGCUCAAUCUCAGUCCAUCAAACACCAACGCACCAUGAUUGAUGUAGGUACAUUUCUUGAGCGUAAUGGCCUCUCUAUGAAAGACUUUGUUAAUUUUCAAAGUUCUAAAUAUGCUAGAAAUAUUGAUGAUUUGGGGUUUGUAAAAGCUAAAAAUCUAGAGGAUUUAAAGGAUAAUUUUGAGAUUCAAAAUGGGAUUUUACGAAUCUCUAAUGGCUCUACUGGUUCGGGUUCUGAGUCCACUAGUUGUAAUGAUUCUUCGGUUCCCAGAUUAACAUGGUCUAAGAUUGUCAAGGAUAAUGAAUACCCUACUGGGCAGUUUGAUGAUGCUUUUAAAGAUGCACCUCGUGUGAUUUCUGAUAAUGGUGAUGGUACUGCAACUCUUGAGCUACCUAGGGCUUUUUUGUUGAAAGCUCGUGGCCAAUGGUCCACAAGUUGCAUUGGACACUUUGUUGGUCCAAGUUGGCAAUUUCGAUAUGUAAAAGAACAAGCUACCAAGUUGUGGUCCAACAGUGGACUCAAGAAUGUUUAUUACAACUCUAAGGGGUUUUAUACUUUUCGAUUUGGUGAAGAAGCUGAUAUGAAAAAGGUUUUAGCUCUUGGGUCAGUUCAGAUGAAUGGUAAGCGUUUGUAUCUUGCUCCUUGGACUGAUGGAGCCACAUUUCAAAAGAAUGUCAUUAAAAGGGUUUCUACCUGGAUUAAGCUUGUGGAUGUGCCACAUUCUUACUGGACCAUGGAGGGACUUGGUCACAUUGCUAGGGCAGUUGGUGAGCCCAUCUCCCUUGACAAACAAACCUCAACCUUUAAUCCCAUGAAGUAUGCGGGGGUUUUGGUGGAAAUUCAAUAUGGUGCCUCUUUUCCUAAGGCUGUUUGGGUCCCUGUUCUUGAGGACGAUAAUUGUGAUAUUGUUAAGGUGAAAGUGGGAAUUGAAUAUAGCUCCGUGCCUCAAUCAUGCUCCUUCUGCAAAGCGUUUGGUCAUUAUGAUUCCCGUUGUGAAAAAAACCCGUCAUAUGUGAAACCACCCACUAAAGAGAAGGCCCCGGUUAACAAGGGCAAAGGUAAGGUUGAUGCCUCUACUGGGCACCCUGUCGAGCCCUUAUCCUCAAAAAAGGUCCCAGAAAACUCAAAAGUUCCCAAGGAGAAUCCUGCCAAGGUUGCCCAUAACACUGGCACCUUCAAUCAGUUUUCUGUUCUUGAAGAAGGUGAGAUUGGUGCUUCGGCUGAAACUGUGAUUCUUGAUAUUUCUGAGCCUUUGGAGACCAAUUGUGUUCAUGAGAUUGAUGCCCCUGUAAUGCCCCAUGGUGCCCCUGUGGUGCCCUUGGAUUGCCCUGCUGUUGUGGAGCCCGUAAGUGCGCCUGGUGCGCCCCUGGCAACUGCUAGUGCGCCUGUUGUGCCCCAGAUGAGCCCCAGAGUUUCUGCGCCUGACAGCGCGCCUGUUGCGCCCUUGGAAUGCUCGAGGGAUGCUGAGCCCGUAAAUGCCCCGGUUGCGCCCCUGGGAUGCCCUGAGGAUGUUUCUGUGGCUAAUAUGGAGAUGGAUGUUGAUCAGCCACAUGUGUUUGAGGUGGUUUUUGCUCUGCCUGCUGCCACGACUCCACCUAGGUGCCCACCUGUUGCUCGUAGCUCAGAUGCACCUCCUGUGCUUGAAUCGCCUAAGAACAAAAGGAAAAAAGGGCGAGCCAAGGGCCAAAAUGGGCCUUUCUUUACUGAUUCUGCUCAGACUUCUCCACCUUUGUCUACACCUAGCAAGAGGGGAAAAAAUGUGGAUGAGGAUGGUUUCACACAGGUUGAAUCUAAAAGAAGCCUACGGUCACGGGGCAAGGUGACCAACCCCACUGUUUCUCAAUGAGCUACGCCGCCUGGAAUGUUAGGGGCUUGAAUAAACGAUCUCACCAAAAAGAGGUCCUUUCUUUUCUGAAUAGUAAUCAUUUAAGCUUUGUUGGUUUAUUGGAAACUAAAGUUAAAAGCAUGAAUGUUUGUAAAGUUGUUAGCAAAUUAA